This is a messenger RNA of Trichoderma asperellum CBS 433.97, 669 nucleotides long. RefSeq lists its product as uncharacterized. The record is from RefSeq and is a predicted model, not a curated record. NCBI's taxonomy places the organism in Eukaryota, Fungi, Ascomycota, Sordariomycetes, Hypocreales, Hypocreaceae.
AUGCCUUUGUAUGCCAAUACUAUAUCACUAGCAAGUUCGACCACAGCUAAGGUACUGGUAUUUUUGUGGAAUCCCACGAAUUCGAUAAGGAUAAUCAACAGCUUCAGAGAAUUUUUGGGCAGCGGUCAGAGAUUCGGCCAUAUGGGACUCAAAACCAGGGCCUAUUGCGAGCCGAGGAGAACAUGGAGUGGGUGGAAACCCGCGUCUCACUACUACUUCUCGUCGACAGUCGGCAAACACAACUUCAACUCACUAUUUGUCGGUCCUCUGCUCAUUUUCGACGACAGUUCCUUUGAAUCGAUUCUCGUAUUGCGUCGUUUCUACAGAACAGACUUUCUAUCAAGAUCAACAAUUCCGGACCCUUAUUCAAGCACUUAUGGUCCAGAUGCUCAAGCAGCCCAAAGUCAUUUGGCCACAAACUUGCCGGCCUCACUAGAGAUUUUACCGGCAACAUGCUUGAACUGUGGAAGCUGUUUCUCAAGUCUCCGAGUCGAUUGUGUUUUCAUCAUCACCGACAGCAUCGACUAUCUCCAGGAUGCCCAUGCCAGUGACGGCUCAGGCGAGGAAGAGGCAGUACUGGCAAAUAUGCGCACCCUCGUACGGGACAGGGUAACAUUCUCAUCAGGCUCCUCCUCAGAAGGAGAUCAGGCCUUGGGUUGCCCGAUUUGA